Molecule: messenger RNA, 1806 nt
Organism: Phaeodactylum tricornutum CCAP 1055/1
Lineage: Eukaryota; Bacillariophyta; Bacillariophyceae; Surirellales; Neidiaceae
Exons: 2
Coding region: 1-1806 (601 amino acids)
Source: RefSeq, a predicted model, not a curated record
AUGGCGAACCCUACGCCGCUACGACAAUCAAUUCUAUUAGCGUGGCUUGUACUGAAUGGUCGUGCUGCAGUCCUUCGCAAUGCCAAGACCAAGGAGCACCUCCUCCGAGCCGAAUUCUUGCAAGCCAUGCAACAAGCGGAUGUGGAACGACACUUGGAAAGAGCGCGCUCAUCGUUAAACGAUGAGCUCCUGACGGCUGCUACCAAGGUACAAAGUUCUCGUGAUUUGGCCAACAACUACGAGGACGGAAGCAACAGUAUGUCGAGUUCCAAUCAGGAAAGUAGUUUGGACCUCACGAAGCUCGCUCUCAAAUAUGUGGGCUGCCAGAACAUUCACACCUUCAGCGAUUCGCAAGCAUCCAACAGUUCUGCAAAAAGCCCAUUUCUUUUAAAUCGUUUCGUUAUUCUUCGUCUCUGUACGAGCACCUCCUGCAGCAGUUUCAACAAAUUGGGCUGCAACUCCAACUACGGAGAGUAUACAUUACCGAUGGACGACUAUCUUCAAAUUAUGGCCACGUAUCACUUUCGACAGUUCGAUCAAUACUGCGAGAUCUGCACUGAAUGCAUGAGCUUUGACUCCUCAGGAAGUGGUAGCACUGACAGUAACAGUAGUCAGAAUGAGUACGACGAUGACACAUACGUGGACGAUCUGUACUCAACCGAUGACGCUGGCGCAGCGAAGGACGAUGAUAGUGUAUACGGAGACGACGACCGCGACGGAACGGACGAGAGUUACAACUACUACAGCAACGGUGCCCAAGAGGAUGACUGGGAGGGUUAUAAUCGCUACUGGGAUGGUGGGAAUCGCCAACUGGGCAAUGGAUACAACCAGUAUACCGGAGACUAUCACAACGGAUACUAUUCGUCGAACGGCAGCGGUGAAUACAGCAACUACAACAACUACCCCUGGUAUAUCAACUCCAGCGGAAAGUGCAGUUUUAAAAGUGUUUGCUCUAGCUACGCCAACGUCUGCAAGUCGUACUCGGCGUACUCCGUAUCCCACGAAAAAUAUUUUCAGUGCACAGCAUUUCAAGUCGCCAGCGGGACCGUUCAUCUUGGUCCACACUGUGAACAAGACGGACACGCCAUCGGUAUGGGUAUCUAUAGCGAUGGAGAAUGCAGCAAUUACAUAGGCGACAUUGCCCACCUUAACAAGUACACUGGAACAACAUUCGACAAUAUCGACAUGAGUGCCUACUAUGAUAACACCUGCAUAUCUUGUUCAGCAUCUGAAGGCUACGGCCUCGUGACGGAUGAUGCUAUCGCAACAAACGAGUUUACCUACCCGCUGUGCAAUGUCCUCUAUGAAUAUAGCGCGAAGUGCAACCGGCACAUUUCCUCACAAUCAACGUACGGGAGCAAAGAGGCCAGCCAGGAAAGCGAUGAAGAUGCUGUUUGCACGUUUAUCACUAGUUUAGUUGAGAACAAUUACAAUGAACAUGGGGAAGCGAUCGUUGGAUCUGGUUUCCAGUUGUCGCACUGGAAUCGACCUCAGGAGUAUUCGAAGAUUAUUCAAAGAGCGUCUAGCCUCCAAGUCUUCGGGCUGUUUCUUUCAAUUGGAGCAGUAUUGGGGUUAGCCACUUAUUGUUUUUAUCUAACAAAGAAGCUAAAGUAUCGGAAACCAUGGCAGCCCCCAACGCGAGUCGCUGCAUCUUACAACGGUGGGAGAAUGUGGAUUGAUGCCCGGUCCGAGGCUGGUCGCAUAUCGCGAAUCAAUUCUGGCGUUGUCAUGAUGCGAUCGAGAUCUAAGUCGCCGCCUCGUGAGAGCGGUGCAUUGGUCUGUAAGGGAAGCAGCACGAGCAAUUGA